AUGACUCAGAACGACGAUUAUGUUUUAGGCCGAGGUAUUAUGGACUCGGUUAGGCUAGAUGCACAGCACCUUCUCUGGAAACUCCAUAGAGGCUAUGAGCUACAUCCCCAUAUCCCUGUAACUGAGUAUAUGAAGAUUGCUGAGCUUGGAACAGGGACGGCGGUUUGGAUAUUUGACCUUGCAAGACAGCUUCCACCGACAGUUCAGCUACACGGUUUUGACAUAUCCGAAAGUCAAUUCCCGGAAAAGGGACUAUGGCCCCAAAAUGUUACGCUAGGGGUUCUGGACUCUUUGGUUGAUCCGCCUUCGUCUCUUUCUGGUCAAUAUGAUGUGGUGCAUCUGCGGAUGUGGGCGAGCAAUCUGCGGGAAAGUGAUAUAUCAACAUUGACUAGCCACGUGAAGCACCUCUUGAAGCCCGGAGGGUAUAUACAAUGGGAAGAUGCCGAUUUGGUACACCAACGUAUCAAAGGUGCAGAAGCGGAAAAGUUUGAGCGAAACAUAAACGAGAUUUUCAAAAAAGUCGGGCUUGACUACAGCUGGGUCUCGAACCUGCCAAACAGUUUGCGAAAGCAGAACUUUGAGAUCAUCGAGUCGGAAACUGGAUAUUUCAAGCCUGAGCUAGUGCAACUCUGCACAAACACUUAUUUGAUGGCUCUCCGUGAAAUCAUACAGGGUAUCAAGAGAAUACUCUCGCAUGAAAUGCUACUUUCGAUCACCGAACAAGAGUUGGCUCUAUAUCAGUUGUCUUUGCAGAACACAGGGUCUAUCUACAACUGGUCUCCCUUAGUGUUAUUGGCACAAAGUAGCGGAGUUGAUGUUUGA
Molecule: messenger RNA, 822 nt
Organism: Penicillium soppii
Lineage: Eukaryota; Fungi; Ascomycota; Eurotiomycetes; Eurotiales; Aspergillaceae
Product: class I SAM-dependent methyltransferase
Exons: 5
Coding region: 1-822 (273 amino acids)
Source: RefSeq, a predicted model, not a curated record